UGCCACAUGCUUAACGUUACGUACCUUUACCAUGGCGAACAGAUGUUUCAUAAUAACCUAACAACAUUCUAAAUUUAAUCUAUUUGAAAGUGCCACACACACAUUUUUUGUAACUUCUACGAUUCAAUAGAUUCCUCUGACAAAUUCGGCAUGCAUAUGAUCCAUUAACAAUCCAUAUUUUCAUGAAAAAGUCAACCUUUAUCAUUUGCUUUACUGUUGGCGUUAGCUAGCUAACGUAAUGCCGCCGUCUCUAUUCUUCCACCUAAGGUUGGCGGUAGUUCAGCAAUUACAAGCAUUUAGAUUUAACUGAAUUAAGUACUGAGAGGCGAAUCACAUUAAUACCGAAUUUACAAUUAGGUGGUCACGUUUCAUGACACAUUUACAACAACGUUUUAGGAAGGGGUUUUUCGUUGUCACUGUAGCUUGCCAUCUAGAUAUUGCUAGAUUUGUAAUGGACUUUGGUAUGUCUCAUGCCCACAUCAAAUCUGACCUGAUUUCGAGUGUCUGUGAAGAGCGUGUGUACUCCUAAUCCUCCUGGAUUAACUAGUAGGCUACAUAAACCUUACUGCAGGCGUUAAACGGAGUUAAACAGCGAUAUUUAAGACGUGGUAAAAUCAGUAAUUGCUAGCUUUACAACUUUAACAAUGUUAAAGUGUAUUUUCAGACCAGCAGUGAUUAUCCAGUUAGCUAUUAUUUUGACGCUAAUUAUGAGCGUUCAGAUCGUCUCUUCCUGUGAUAUCUUCACGUUUCUGAGAAUGGGGAAUUUUACAUCCUCCACAGCUCUGUCCAGCACAUCCUGUGUACAGUAUGUUCGGGAGAUGGUGUCCCAUAACUGUGUUGUGAUAUUUUCCAAGACCACCUGUCCUUAUUGCAAAAUGGCCAAGAAUGUGUUCAAUGAAAUUGGUGCAACCUACAAAGUGAUUGAACUGGACGAGCACAAUGACGGGAGGAGACUUCAAGAGGCCUUAGCUCAGAUGACCGGCGCAAGAACGGUGCCGAGAGUCUUCAUUAAUGGAAACUGCAUCGGAGGUGGCUCUGAUACCAAACAACUCCAUCAACAGGGAAGGUUGCUGCCCCUGAUCCAACAGUGUGCUCCCUGCUGUGCGACCAGCUCCGACGGCUCGGGCAGCGGACAGUUUGAGUCCGCUAAAUGACUAACCGUUCUUGUAGUUUUUGUCAAUCCUGUAUUCAUCAAGUGUUUGCUUGAUCUCGUACUACAAGUUAAACAUUGCUUGAGCAUGUAUAUGUUAUUUAUUUAUCAAAGUGCAUUUGAUACUUAAUGUUCUGCUAUAUACAUUUCCAUCCAGGGAUGUAAAGUAUUAUUAUUAUUGUUAUUAUUAUUAUUAUUAUUAUUAUUAUUAUUAUUAUUAUUAAAGCUGCCAUCUUUUAAACAAAACCUGUGAAUUGUGGAACUACUUUUCAUCUGCAUGGUUGUAUUAUUGAACAAUAUUACAGUCAUAAAAAGCACGAUCUCUCUCAGAAUCAAGCAUCCUCAAACUGUGAACAUCAUAGGAUUGUGAUGUAUUGACAGUUUAAUUAUAUAUCUUCUCUUGAGUGUAUCUCAGGUCAUUGUUUAUAUGAUUUAGGAUUAAAAGAACUACAGCUGUUUGUAUGAUUGGCACAUUUUAUUAUGCACAUUUAUUUAAACAUUACACAUUGUUUAGAAAUGUUUAUUUGCAUAGGAUGAUGUGAAAAAUAGAAUCAUUUUGAUUUUUUUUUUUUUUACUUUGUCAUCCAAGCAUUUUCUAUGUCGAUGUAUGUGAUAUCUUAGCAGAAACUGUUUGUCUCUGAAUUUCUUUGAUAUUAGGUAAAUGGUUGGUUUUACCAAAGUGUAUGAAUAGCCGAAUGAAUCAUGAUACUGGUCAGUGCUAUAAUUAUAAGAUUAAUGAGCGUAGGUAUGUUUUCUUAAUGCCUUGAAUAUGUUUUUAUGAUUAUUAAUAAAUAUGAAUGAAACUCCA
Sander lucioperca (pikeperch) is the source of this 1958-nucleotide messenger RNA. RefSeq names its product glutaredoxin 2 (gene glrx2). The transcript has 4 exons. The record is from RefSeq and is a predicted model, not a curated record. NCBI's taxonomy places the organism in Eukaryota, Metazoa, Chordata, Actinopteri, Perciformes, Percidae. Bases 645 to 1154 code for a protein of 169 amino acids.